Astrephomene gubernaculifera is the source of this 2856-nucleotide messenger RNA. The record is from the annotation of a GenBank genome assembly. Lineage: Eukaryota; Viridiplantae; Chlorophyta; Chlorophyceae; Chlamydomonadales; Astrephomenaceae.
GGACGCACGCCUGCGGACAUCGCGGAGGGGACGGGCAUGGGGCACCUCACCCGGUUCUGCUUGUACGGCGAGGAGGAGGAGGUUGUUGAGGUAAUGGAGGGCGGGGAGGAAGAGGGCGCGAGGCGGCUGGGUGCUGCGGCGGCGGGUGUGGGGGCUGCUGCAGAGGAAGCACUCGCCAGCGGUCGAAGCGCUUGCACCACUGCGGGAAUUAAGAAGUGCAGCGACAGGGAGGGAGGUCUGGGCUGUGAUGGGGCUGCUGUCGGGGCGGCCGGGUGGCGGGGUUGGGUGCGCUGGGCGCUGCUGUCGGGGCCGCUGCUGGUGCUGCUGGCGGCGGUGCUGCUGGGGUGCCGCGGCAAGUAGGAAGGCAGGGUGAGCGACACACCCAUAGCGGAAGGCGCAGCAUUACACAUAUCGGACAGCGACUGAAACUGUGAUUGUGAAUGAGGAGACUGUGGAAUGGCAUGAAGUAACAGCGCUCGUACGUGUAUGUAUGCGUGGUGGAUAGUGAAUACUUAACUAGUCCGUAAGCACUUGCGGAGGGGUUGGACUGUUCCUGGCGUGACAUGAGAUUGCUGAACGUAAGGCGGGGCGGCGGCCUCUUGAUGCGCACUGUUGGACAGCAUAGAACUUGGCCACAUGUGUUUCAGGCAGUUGCAGACGGUAAACUAAAAGCGCGGGGACUGACAGUUCGAGUAUGCUGGACUCAAUGGCAAGGGGUCAUGGAGGGGCCCUGGGGCACCACGCCCCGGCGUACGGCGGCCUGUCUCAACCCUGCGACCCCACGUGACCUUGCGUUUCAUCAAGUGACCUUCUCAAUAAUGACGUAUUACGCAAAGCGAGUGGUCUGGGUAGGUUGCAUUUUUGUGUGUCGCUGGGCGGGGUGGCAGGCGGCUGUGAGUGUGAAGUGAUGUCCGGGUGGCGCGGCGGCCGUAGUGCCAGUUGUCUUUUGUAGGAGCCAUGUUUUCAUGCUUGCAUGACUGUGUGUGUGAUUUCAUUGAUUAUCCGUUCGCUCUCGGCAAUCUGCUCACCCAUUCAUUCCAUCCACAAACCUUGCGGCCGUGCAGCAGCCGUGUCCAUCACCGCAGGUGGCAUGCUGAGUUGAGGGGUCAUCAUGACUCGCACGCUGAACUAGCUUUCCGCAUGCAGGAUGAAGGGGCAUGCUCCGAAGAAGUACAAUAUAGUGCGUACGUUACGUGGCCGUGAUUGGCUCUGCUGCUGUGUCCUCAUGUACAUAUCUCCUGGUGGUUGUCGAUAUGGGCCCCAGGAAGGGUGGGCGCGCAGUACGCGCCGCCGCAUGCUGCAAUGUGCUUUGUCAUGGCCAGACCUUGCCAUGGUUUUUUGUUGUCUUGAACUCGAUUGCUCCGGUUGUAUGUACGAUGGUGGUGGUGGUGGUGUCCUGCGGUAGGUUGGAAGGUGGGUUGGAAUGGAUUAAGACGCGGUGCUGCGGCUACUCUUCUGCGGUGUGCAGCGGGUGCACCUGCUAGUAGUCAGGAGGGGGCACGCGCGCGGAGGUGAAAGAUUACUCGGCGUUGAAACAUGUUCCGACACUGAAUGCCGUACUAGUUUGCCGUACUUACGUCACCCGUCAGCCCACAUGUGGGCCGGGUUGCUGAGUUGGGUUGGGUGAGAUUCCUUUUGAUGCCCAACUAUCUGGUUACUUGUGUGGUUGUCAAGGACUGCCCCGAAAGACGUCAAAGAUGCAAACAUGACAAUGAUCUGGGUUCUACGUGUUCGGAGGUGGGUAGUGUGUCCUGUGCUGGCCUCGGGGCCCCGACGACGCCGUAGCAGGGGACUGGAACACAACCAACACGCCGUGUAUGUCCCCUUUACCGAAGAAAAGAACCUUACUUAGCACAUGUGCCGGGCCCUCCAGAUUAGGGGCGGCCGCGAGCUACGGUUGUGUUUAUUAGGAUGUCUUGGCGCCGGAGUGGAUCAGAUAUGGGGGGUCGUGCAGUUUUGCUAUUACAUUAUGAUUACGUCUUGCGCUGGAAAACAAUCCCCUAGGUCUUAUCCAUUGUCAUAUCACGGCUUUGCCGCACUUGGUGGCCGCAAGGCUGCAUGCAGCAGUGCAGGUGCAGGUGGGGAACGGGGCGGUUGAGGAGUGUAGGGAGCACUGCGUGCGGGACUGCCAGCCGUCGUGAACGCUGCGAGUAUUGUGUUCACGUGCUUGGGCUUGGUGGAGAAGCUGUAGAGCCUGUCGGCGAUUCCUGUCGGUGGUUGGCUUGGGCUUGCAGCAGGGUGGUGGUUGGGCGGCGUGCUUCCUCCAGUAGGCGGGGGGAUGCGCCGGCCGCGCUGGCUGGCCAGCCCGCAGAGGAGCUCGCGGGUGAGAUGCGGAAGGAAGGCGGUGGUGGCUGAACGGUGGGCGUUGUGAAACAUUGCGCUGUGUGGAAGCGUUGCAACCCUGGCUUUCUUGCGCUCCUGUGCCUCUUCAGGCCGAUCGGGAGUAGUCAGCACGACGCAGGAUGCCUGUUUGGGGCUCGAGGGGCGGCGUGCUGCUUUGGUCGGUGUGUGCAUAUCAGUAUACUGUCGAUCUAUCGUUCCUUGGAGCUUGGACCUUUUUAAGCGCCGUGGGACAUUAUAGGCUGUGCUUUUUCUUUUCCACGCCGCCCGCAAGGAUUACGGUAUGUACCGGGAACCGACGCACGGUGCUCCCUGCUUCCUGCUGAGACCUAAUUAAUGCGCUUUCUGCUUUGGCCAUGACCCCCAUGAGGUAUCUAGGGGGAUGCACUGUGCUUAUCAUGCUGAAUACGAUAGUCAGGCUGAAGACGCACCAGUCGGCGGGUGCCCUACGACGCUCACAAGCAAAGACGCAGACUACUCUCAGCUCCAAUAUGCACUUCACUUCAACCCCACCUG